AUGAGCAAGUCCUUGGCGUUUGCCGAGGUGGCGCAGCACAACAAGAAGGAUGACCUGUGGCUGAUCAUCCAGGUCGACGGCACGCACAACGUGUACGACGUCACCAAGUUCUACGACGACCACCCGGGCGGCGGCGACCUCCUCACGCAGGCUACAGGGCGCGACGCCACGGACGAGUUCGAGGACUACGGCCACAGCAACCACGCGCGGACGCUCCUGAAGGACUACCUCAUCGGGACCCUGUCGGACCCGGAAUCCCUCAAGGGGGCGACGAAGCGGAAGGCCGGCGCGGCGGUGUCGGCGGGGGGCUCCGGGAAGGAGCUGCCUGAGAAGUCAAUGUUCACCAAGGUGCUGCAGACGCUGCUGCCGCUGCUGCUGGUGCUCGCGGCGCUGGGCGUCAAGUUCAUGGCCGCGAAGGACGGCGCGAAGGCCGAGCUGUAA
Molecule: messenger RNA, 441 nt
Organism: Pedinophyceae sp. YPF-701
Lineage: Eukaryota; Viridiplantae; Chlorophyta; Pedinophyceae
Source: the annotation of a GenBank genome assembly